AUGCAGCCGGUACUGCACUGCAGCUGGCCAGCUGCCUUGAAACCAGGUCUCAAGGCCGUGAGUCUUCCUACCACACCGCUGGCCCAAGCUUUGCCCGGGAGAUCGACGGAUUUCAGGGCGAAAGCGGACGCAACCUCCUCAACAACCUGGCGGUGGUGUGUGGCGGGAGGAGCGGCUUUGGCUCUGGCGAGGCCUCGCAAAACCUCCAGUCGAGCUCGCGGGAUCAUUUCCAGAAAGUCCACGCAAACGACGGAGAUUGAAUGGCGUGGUCACCGCGUGCGCUGCACUACCUGUGAGAGUCCCCGCGACGAGCGCCCUCACAUCGUUCUUGUGCACGGAUUCGGUGGGUCCAUCGAAUACUGGCGGCGAACUUUGCCAGCUCUCUCGGCCGCUGGCUACACGGCACACGCCAUGGACCUGUUGGGGUUAGGACUCUCUGAGAAGCCCAGUCUUCCCUACAGCAUCGAAUUGUGGGCAGAGCAGGUCGCUGACUUCUGUGAGCAGUUGGAUGGCGGUUCCAACCCGGAUGUCGUUCUGGUUGGGAACUCCUUUGGCAGCUUGAUUUCUCUGGUGGCUGCUCAGAAGACGACCCGAACGAGAGGGAUCGUGAUGCUGAACUGUGCGGUCGGCAUGAACAACAAGAACAUGCUCAAAUCGCCCAGCAUGGGCGGACUGCAAAAGUGGUUUGCCGGGCUUGUGCUUGGCCUCGUGGACGCCAUUUUCAAGUCCCCGAUCUUAGACUUUCUCUUCGAGAGGUUUGCGACGGCCGACAACGUGGGUCCCGUUCUCGAAAACCUAUACCCGACGAACCCAGCGGCAGUGGACGCUGAGAUCGUUAGCAGCUUUGUGAAGCCGGCUGAGACCCCAGGGGCCCUGGAGGUCCUGCGCCAGAUUUACACAGGAGACCCGGGGCCGACUCCGAUGGAGGUCACGGAGGCUCCCUGCUUCGCGUCUCUGCCCAUGAAGGUAAUAUGGGGCAGCCAAGACACCUUGACGCCAAUCACUGGGGCUGUGGGUGCAUACUUCACCCGUUUAGCCAAGGAGCGCGACAAUGUGGACUUCGAGAUCAUCCCAGCAGGGCACAUUCCUCACGAUGAGAACCCGGAGGCGGUGAACAAGGCUCUUCUCGAGUGGCUCGACACGAAGCCUUGGCAGUGA
Symbiodinium sp. CCMP2592 is the source of this 1158-nucleotide messenger RNA. Lineage: Eukaryota; Dinophyceae; Suessiales; Symbiodiniaceae. The record is from the annotation of a GenBank genome assembly.